AGACGAGCUCUGCUUUGCUUCCCUACGCUCUCCACCCUGGUAUCCACGCCCACCGUCCACCGCCAGCACCCCUCAGCCAGUCCUCGUCCUUUCUCGCCAACCGCCAUGUCGCCCUCGAUUGUCCCGCCUGCCGGCAUCGCGACGGGCUUGAUGCGCCUCACGUGGGCUCCUGAGCAGACGCCCGACGACCAGGCCUUCGAGCUCAUGCGCACGGCCAUCCAGGCUGGAUCCACUUCGUUCAACAGCGGCUACUUCUACGGCAACGCGCCCGCCGUCACCGCCAACUUGAAGCUCCUGUCGCGCUUCUUCGACGCGCACCCGGACCUCGUCGACAAGGUCUACAUCUCGGUCAAAGGCGGCCUCGGCGAGGGCAUGACGCCCAACGCCGACGUCGACUUCCUGCGCAAUCAGGUCAAGGAGGUCAACUCGAUCCUCAAGCACCGCAAGAUGGACCUGUUCGAGAUGGCGAGGGUCGACAAGGCGACCGGCAUCGAGCAGACCAUGAAGAACCUCCUCAUCUUGCGCGACGAGGGCCUGUUCCGCGACAUCGGCCUCUCCGAGGUGUCCGCCGAGACGAUUCGCAAGGCCGCCGCUGUCGGGCCUGUCGCCGCCGUCGAGGUCGAGUACUCGCCUUUCGCGCUCGAGAUCGAGGAGAACGGCGUUCUCGCGACCUGCAAAGAGCUCGGCGUCCCCAUCAUCGCGUACAGCCCUCUCGGCGCCGGCUUCCUCGGCGCCAACUGGAAGAGCAAGGACGACCUGCCCGAGGGCGACAUGCGCCGUCACUUCGACAAGUUCUCGGACGAGCACUUUGAGCACAACAUGCAGCUCGUGCGCAAGCUCACGUCAAUCGCCGAGAAGAAGGGCGUCACGCCGGCGCAGCUCUCGAUCGCCUGGGUCCGUGCACAAGGCGCCGUGCCUCUGCCUGGCUCGACCAACCCGGAGCGCGUCAAGCAGGCCAUCGAGGCGGGCAAGAUCGAGCUGUCCAAGGACGAGCUUGACGAGAUCCGCAAGGUCAUCGACAGCGUCGAGGUCAAGGGCGUUCGUUACGCCAAGAACCCGCACAUGCAGGCGAUGCUCUUUGGCUAGACGCUCUCGGGCGAGUGUAGCAGUGUGUCCUGCAGUCGAAUCGAGCAGUUUCAGUUCUCUAGGCC
Rhodotorula graminis WP1 is the source of this 1151-nucleotide messenger RNA. RefSeq lists its product as uncharacterized. Gene Ontology annotation, cellular component: cytoplasm. The record is from RefSeq and is a predicted model, not a curated record. The coding region runs from base 106 to 1086 and encodes 326 amino acids. Lineage: Eukaryota; Fungi; Basidiomycota; Microbotryomycetes; Sporidiobolales; Sporidiobolaceae. The transcript has 6 exons.